UCCUUCAUUGUUUGCUUAUGGAAAAUAAGGGGGAGUGACAAAGAAGAGAAGGGAAAGGGAGAGAGAAAAGAGGGAGGCACUGACCACAGUGCAGAACCACCCAAUAACCUUGUCUUAUGUGAUCAUUAACCUUGCUGGAAAAUGCAGCUGGCAGUUUACAUUAGAAUGUGAGCAGAGACACAGAUACUGCAGAGGCAUUUCAAGGAUUUUUGAUUUGCUGCAAGUAUUAUAAAUAUUUCAUCUAUUUUGUGUGACUUCAAAAUGAGAUUCCAACAGCUCCUUUAUAUCUUAUUUUUUCUCUUGAUGAGUCUAAUCCUUAUCAAUGGACAGAGGCCAGCUAACCUGGCCCUGCGCAGAAAGCUGCACAGACACAACUGCUCCCACAGGCGCUGUAUGCCUCUCCACUCCAGAGUGCCCUUUCCCUGAGAAAGAAGAAUGAAAGAGGAAACCAGUAAAGAAAAUGCGAUGUGAUAGCUGCAGCAUUCUAAUCAGUGCAGGUGUCCAUGUAAAAGCCGUCGCCACAUUCAGAACCUUAUCAGACUCCUCCUGGAACAACUUCACAGGAGUUUCAGAUUUCUCUAAGUUGGGAAAAACAAUGGAAUCACAAAGGACCCCUUUUAGGAACUUGGGAAAAUCAAGAGUGCCAUAAAAAGAUAAGUCAUUCUUUCUACAUACCAACAAAUAGCCAUGUGGGUAACAACAAAGCAUUGUAGCUUUGAACAUUUUCAAAAAUUAGACCAUUAUACCACUGAAAGAGCUAAUAUAGUUAUUAUUUACCAUUCACAUAUGUCUGUGUAUUUCUAUUUAGAUUUAAUACCUAGUAAAGAACAUGAAAAAGAAUGGUGAAAAAGAAAUAUUUAAUAGUUACAUUUUAUGGACAAAUAUAUGGGUUUUAAUGUUUAUGGUAGUACUGGAUGUUUAUAUGUGGCCAUAAUUAUGCAAUUAACUUUACUAUAUUCCCAAGAAAAGCAUAAUGUAUCUAUCAGAAAGCUGUAAGUGCUAAACUCUCUUAGGAAGCAAAAAUCUUCAAUCUAGACUUUAGAAAAGAAUCCUGAAUGUCUUAGCUCUGUUUUGUCAUGUUGCAUACGAUAAAAGACAUAGGUCAUGAUCUUUGAUGGUUAUUUACGUUUAUAAAAUACCUACGUGCCUGUAUAUUUUGUAAAAAAAUAAUUAUGGUCUUCAAUUAAUGUCUCAUUUUAAAUAAACUUUGUACAAUUUUUGGUUUUAAUUUUAUACUCCUUAUGUAUAAAGGGUCCUGCACCCAAAGAAAAAAUAAGAAUUUACCUCAUUUCUUUUGUAAAUUUCAAAAGGGGUCAAUGUUAAACUUUUCCUACUCAA
Messenger RNA from Chelonoidis abingdonii (Abingdon island giant tortoise), 1338 nucleotides. It is a transcript of the gene APELA, whose product is annotated as apelin receptor early endogenous ligand. Gene Ontology annotation, molecular function: apelin receptor binding. The record is from RefSeq and is a predicted model, not a curated record. NCBI's taxonomy places the organism in Eukaryota, Metazoa, Chordata, Testudines, Testudinidae. Gene Ontology annotation, biological process: heart development; apelin receptor signaling pathway.